Molecule: messenger RNA, 1717 nt
Organism: Chinchilla lanigera (long-tailed chinchilla)
Lineage: Eukaryota; Metazoa; Chordata; Mammalia; Rodentia; Chinchillidae
Exons: 3
Coding region: 475-1362 (295 amino acids)
Source: RefSeq, a predicted model, not a curated record
UGUGAGCCGGGGGCGUCCGGGCGCAGGGAGGAGCCCAGAGGGCCCCAGAGCCGUGGCCAGCCUGCUCCUCGCAGCCGCGUGACCCGGAGCCCAGCCUGGCCUCUCGAGGCUCAGCCGUGUGCACCGGAGAUGGACGCGGGCCCAGGGCGCGUCCUGGCUCAGCUCUCACCGAAGGCCAUUCCUAGGCGCGACGCGAGCCCCGGGGCAGGUUCAGCUUGAGGGCACUUGUGCUGUGCAGCUGGCUACACGAGGGAGGGAGCACUUGAAGUGCUGGGGUCGGGAAGGCUUCACAAAUGACACAUUCCAGCUGGGCUUUGUGGGAUGGAUAGGAGUUUUCCAAUCUAAGGGCAAGGGCAGUCCAGCUGGAUGCUUCACACCUGUAACCCAGCACUCUCGGAGGCUGAAACAGGAGGAUCAAAAGUCCAGGCCCACGCUGGGCAACUUAGUACUUCAGCAAAACUGUGCUCACAGUAAAUGGAAAGAGCCAGGGGUGGGGCUCCGCGGAGUGACCCGAGAUGCGCAGCCGGUGGGGGGCCGCACAGGAAGCCGCAUGGCGCGGCUGGGAAACGGGGUGGUUUGUGCGGCCACGCCCGGUGGGUGAGGGGCCCGGGAGAGGCUGAGAGUUCUCCAGGCUGCGGCCACACUGCCGAGGGGCUCUGGGGCUUAGGGAAGCUGCCAGGAGCCCCGUGUCCGCAGCCGCACGGCCCGGGCGCCUUGGUCAAGAAGGGAGAUCAGCGUACAGUGGGACAGGACCCUGGGCUGAGAGGUCACGCGACUUCCUUGGGGUCACACAGCUCCGUGAGCCGAGGUCCAGCCCACAGCCCAGGCCCCCCACAGUGGACGCGCACAGAGAGCGGCUCGGGACCCACGACUCUACGCUCUUACAGAUGUGCGGCCAGAUGUGUUUCUCCGACGGCCACGCAGUGGGGUCUGAGGGCCCACUCCCUGCUGCCGCGGUGUCCCCGCCAGAGCCUCGGAAGGGGCUCUGUCUUGCCUGGGAGGUCGCAGGUGCCGUCUGUGGGCGCCCGCGACACUGUGGGCGUCACACAGGUGGAGCCGCGAGGGGCUGAGGGUCUCACACCUCCGCACCCGCACCAGCCGUGGUUCUCAGGGCCCCGAGCCUGGGACGAAGAGGAUGGGAGGCUUGGGCCCCAGGUCCAGCCGAGCAGGAGGACGGAAGCACGUGAUUCGGUGUCUAUGAAAACGUGCCGUGUUCCCUCGAAAAUGAGACCUAACCGGAAAAGAAGCCUGGCCGUUACCAUGGUGACAGCCAGCAUCCUGCGGCAGAGUCCAGCUCCUGGAGCCUUAACUCAGUGGCUGUUCUGUGGGCAGAUAAGGCCAAGUGACAGUUUUGAUCUCUAGUUUUCAAAGCUGAUUAUUUCCCAGGGUCUCACUGAGUUUGUACCAGGAAAGCCAGCGUGACAGGCUUCUCCAGGAGAACCAGCAGCACCGUCUUCCCUGCUGGGCCAGGCAGCCGUGUACCCUGGGGACCCGACCUGGGGGCCCUGUGGACAGAGCCCUUCUACCGUGCUGUGGAGCUGAGACCCGGACUCGGACGUGCACCUGAGCAACCUGCCAGGAGUGCAGGGUGGAAAUGACUGAACUGAGACAGGACACAAGCCAGUGCUGGGUAGUCUCGAGCAGGAAAGGGUGGCCCCCUCCCGCUCUAGCCCACAACAGGGUUCCAUGACCAUUUAAACUUCCUAGGCCUGGGGAA